Messenger RNA from Stegastes partitus (bicolor damselfish), 2809 nucleotides. RefSeq names its product acyl-CoA oxidase 3, pristanoyl (gene acox3). Gene Ontology annotation, cellular component: peroxisome. The transcript is spliced from 19 exons. The coding region runs from base 87 to 2201 and encodes 704 amino acids. Gene Ontology annotation, molecular function: fatty acid binding; pristanoyl-CoA oxidase activity; FAD binding. The record is from RefSeq and is a predicted model, not a curated record. NCBI's taxonomy places the organism in Eukaryota, Metazoa, Chordata, Actinopteri, Pomacentridae. Gene Ontology annotation, biological process: fatty acid beta-oxidation using acyl-CoA oxidase; lipid homeostasis.
UUGAUUUUGGAAACAGACGAAGACGAGACAGCAGCAAGGAUAGUACCAGGGAGAGCAGCUGAAGAUCCUUAAGAGAGAAGUGCCUUAUGUCCCUGCGUUCCAUUCAGUCUGAACCCAAGAGUAUGGACCAUGAUGUGGCUGACCUCUCCAGAAACCCGCUGGACAUCUACAGGAAAAAAGCAUCCUUUAACAUGAAGGACAUGCUCAACUUCAUAGAUGGAGAGGAAAUACAGCUGUUCAAGCAACAUGUGUUUACAACUUUGGAAAAUGAUCCUCUGUUCGCCCGUCAGCCUGGUGAGGACAUCCCUAUUGAGAAAAAGAGGGAGCUGACUUUCCUCAGGGUGAAGCAACUCUUUCGCUACAACUUCCUGACAAAAGAAGAGGCAAUGGCCAACCCAUGGAAGAGUCUGGUCCUCACUGACUGUUUGGGCAUGUAUGACUGGGCUUUGAAUGCCAAGUACUUCCUCAGCAUAGGGAUGUUUGGAACAACCGUUGCCAAUUCAGGAUCUAGCAGGCAUAACAAAUAUGUUGAAGACACUAACAACAUGACGACCUUUGGAUGCUUUGCACUAACAGAGCUAAGCCAUGGCAGCAACACCAGAGCCAUGAGGACCACAGCCACAUAUGAUCCUUCCACCCAGGAAUUUGUGAUCAACUCUCCAGACUUUGAAGCUGCCAAAUUCUGGGUGGGGAAUCUGGGUAAGACUGCCACCCAUGCUGUAGUGUUCGCGCAGCUCUACACACCUGACAAGGUCUGCCACGGUCUGCACUCCUUUGUUGUACCGGUGAGAGAUCCCAAAACCCUGCUGGCUUUGCCUGGUGUACUGGUUGGAGACAUGGGAAAGAAGCUGGGCCAGAAUGGACUGGAUAAUGGAUUUGCAUUAUUCCACAAUGUGAGAAUCCCACGGGAGAAUCUGCUGAAUAGGACGGGAGAUGUUAACCCUGAUGGACGGUACAUAACACCAUUCAAGGACCCCAACAAGCGCUUCGGGGCAUCUCUAGGUGCCCUGUCAGGUGGUAGGGUGUCCAUUACCAGGAUGGCUCUGGUCAACCUGAAGCUGGCUCUGACUGUGGCCAUCCGCUUCUCAUCCACCAGGAGACAGUUUGGACCCACGGACAAAGGGGAGGUUCCUGUUUUGGAGUACCAGCUACAGCAAUGGCGUCUGAUUCCUUACCUGGCAGCAGCGUACGCUCUUGAACACUUCUCCAAAUCCAUCUUCAUGAACUUUGUUGAGUUCCAGAUUGGACAGGUGAUGGGGGACAAGAGUGACAGACAAGCAGAGAUGGGCAGGGAGAUACAUGCCAUUGGCUGCUCCAGUAAACCGCUGGGCUCAUGGACUGCUCAAAGGGCAAUCCAGGAGUGUAGAGAGGCCUGCGGUGGACAUGGAUACCUGGCUAUGAACCGGCUGGGUGAUCUACGAGAUGAUAAUGACCCAAACUGCACAUAUGAGGGAGACAACAAUGUGUUGCUGCAACAGACCAGCAACUACCUUCUCAGCUGGUUCCACGCCAAACGCAGCAAUGGUGUGCAGAUUGAGUCUCCUCUUCACACUGUGGAUUUUCUGGAUGAUUACCAGAAGAUCCUGGACAGCAAGUUUGCAGCGACCACAAUGGAACAGUGUAUGGACUCUACAGUGCCUGUGGCAGCCUAUAAGUGGCUGGUGUGUUUCCUGCUGGAGGAGAGUCAGAAGAGGCUGGAACAGCAGAGAGCCUUGGGCAAGAAUGACUUUGAGGCCCGUAACAACAGCCAGGUUUACUAUUGUAGGUCCCUGGCCAUCGCCUACAUUGAACACAACUGCCUUCAGAGAUUCCAUGAGCUGAUUACUGAUCAGGACACGCCAGCUGGUCUCAGACCAGUACUAAGCAAACUGUGUGCCCUGUAUGGGCUGUGGUGCCUCAGCAACCACAUGGCGACGCUGUACCAGGGUAAUUACUUGAGUGGAAGGAAGCCUGCCGAGCUGGUCCAGAUGGCAAUCCUCACUCUCUGCUCCCAGCUGAAAGAUGAUGCAGUAGCAUUGGUGGAUGUCUUUGCACCUCCUGAUUUCAUCCUUAACUCUCCUAUUGGCAAUGCUGAUGGCCAGCUUUACAAGAACCUGUGGUCGACAGUGAUGCAGGGCAGCCAGGUGCUGGAACGUCCAUCCUGGUGGAAAGAGUUCUCCUCAGACAAACCUGUGGUUGGAUCCCUCCGUCCAAAACUCUAGAAUCUAGACACUGCUGGGGAUCCCAACAAUGCAAAAUGAAAGGUUUUUGCCAAAUGCCACCCAAUGCAGUAGGUGAUGAGCCCCUAGGUUUGGGGCUGUCAGACGAAUAAAUGAAUGAAUAAAAAAGUUUGAUGAUGAUAGCAAGAAUAAACGUUUCACUUGAUUUAUACUCUAAACAGGAAUUUCACUUGCUGCAGAUCAAAAGAUAAUGUUAAUAAUCAUUAGCUGCAGAAGUGGAAGUUUCAAGCAGAUUUCUGCUUUUAAUAUUUUCUUGGUCAGUUGUUAGACUUGAUGUGGUUUCUCUAAAGCUAAAGGCCUUUUUGACACACUUCCUGCCAAUCAUUGCACAUUUAAAUUCAUAUUAUCCCAUGUUGGAGCGAAUAUAAAUUUCUCCAAACAUGUGAAGCUUUCGAGCUGAAUAAACACCCAAGAUUUGAAUGUAGUUUGUAUUUGAAUGGAAUAAAUUGUAUUUUUUAAUGAAUAUGAAAACUGUUUUACUGUAGAUGAUGUACUGUCAUGUAAACAUAUAAAGAAAGAUUAGUGUUGGAAAAUUAUAUUAUUAUAAACAUACUGUCUAAAUAAAUUUACUAAAAUUUCUUCUUUUGUAA